This is a messenger RNA of Cyphellophora europaea CBS 101466, 1968 nucleotides long. RefSeq lists its product as uncharacterized. Gene Ontology annotation, cellular component: cytosol. NCBI's taxonomy places the organism in Eukaryota, Fungi, Ascomycota, Eurotiomycetes, Chaetothyriales, Cyphellophoraceae. The transcript has a single exon. Gene Ontology annotation, biological process: ribosomal subunit export from nucleus. The record is from RefSeq and is a predicted model, not a curated record. The coding region runs from base 1 to 1968 and encodes 655 amino acids. Gene Ontology annotation, molecular function: GTP binding; GTPase activity.
AUGGUGCUUCCGAAGAGCAAGAACAGCGUUGGGCUGGGAAACAGUCUCAUGAAUGAUCGUUUUGGCAAAGGAAAAGGCAGUGAUCGAAAGAAGACCAGUGCCACAGCAGGUGUGGUCAGGACGAAUCAUGCUACCGGCGAAAGCUAUGUCACCAACGCCGCAAAAGAGGCUUCCUGGGUGAAGAUGCGCAGUGUCACUGAACAGGGAGCCCUCGAUGAGUUUCUGUCAACGGCCGAGCUUGCGGGCACAGACUUUACCGCAGAGAAGAUGAGCAGCGUGAAGAUUAUACACGCAGACCAGAAGAACCCUUACUUGCUCAGCGCGGAUGAAGAGCAAGGCAUCAGGAGAAAACACGCUCGCAACAGAGGACGAUUGUCGGUGCCCCGGCGGCCAAAAUGGGAUGAAUCUACUACACCUCUUCAGCUGGAUGAGAAAGAGAGAGCAAACCUGCUGGAAUGGAGACGCGGCCUUGCCGAACUCCAAGAAAACGAUGACCUUCUUAUGACGCCUUUCGAACGAAAUAUCGAGGUCUGGCGCCAGCUGUGGCGGGUCAUCGAGCGGUCUGAUCUGGUUGUUCAAAUCGUGGAUGCCAGAAAUGCAUUGCUGUUCCGAAGCGAAGACCUCGAGCGCUACGUGAAAGAAGUUGACCCUGCCAAACGUAACCUAUUGUUAGUGAACAAGGCAGAUAUGAUGACCGCACGACAACGAGAAGCAUGGGCGAGCUACUUUGUGGAGAGGAGUAUCAACUACAAGUUCUUUUCUGCACAUCUCGCAAAGGAGUUGAACGAGGGUAAGGAUGCUCUCGAUGACUUGGUCGAAAGAGAAGCGCGGCAGGUCGAAGAUGAGAAUGAUCCACAGAAAGAGAUGGUCCAAGAUGUGCAGGACCUCAACCUCAAGGACCAGGAACAGGAAGACUGGUCAGACGAAGAAGCAGGUGGAUCAGAAGGCUCAGAUCACGACUCGUCGGAUGAGCGGACCAGGAUCUUGACGGUAGACGAGCUCGAGUCUCUGUUUUUAGAGAACAUCCCGGCCGGCAGUGCUCAGGAUCGGAAAACAACCAUUGGACUCGUCGGCUAUCCUAAUGUCGGCAAAUCAUCAACUAUCAAUGCGCUUAUCGGUGCAAAGAAGGUCAGCGUGUCGGCAACACCGGGUAAGACCAAGCACUUUCAGACCAUUCAUCUCAGCGAUCGGGUCAUCCUGUGUGAUUGUCCUGGUCUCGUUUUCCCUAACUUUGCCACCACCAAGGCUGAAUUGGUGUGUGCGGGUGUGCUGCCAAUUGAUCAACUACGAGAAUUCACCGGGCCAGCCGGUCUGGUCGCACAGCGGAUACCCAAGCCUUUCCUGGAGAAUGUCUAUGGCAUGAAAAUCCAUACAAGACCGAUUGAGGAAGGUGGUACAGGUGUGCCCACAGCUUCUGAAGUGCUUAGAGCAUACGCCAAAGCGCGAGGCUUUGCUACAACGGGGCAUGGCCAACCAGAUGAGUCUCGGGCGGCAAGAUAUGUACUCAAGGACUAUGUCAACGGCAAGCUGCUCUAUUGCCAUCCUCCGCCAAGCGAUCCUGAGAUUGACGGCAACGAGUUCAACAAGGAUCUAUAUGACUUUGCCCAUCUGCCCGCAAAACGACAGGCAUGGCUUAUCUCGCACAGUGAGGAGAUACCAGAAGCUGAGGUUGCGCGUGACGUUCCAGUACCAGGCCCAGCAUCAGAGACCGGCGCAAGGUCGAAACAGCUUGACAAAGGCUUCUUUGGUGCAGGCUCAGGCAACGCUGGACAUCUGACAAUGCCAUUCAACCACCAGUAUACCGAGCAGGGGAAGCAGAAACAGUUGUCAGGCCGCAAAGCGAGGACUAUGGCCGCCCUGGAGAAGGACCUUGACCCAACAGAGGUCAAGACGGGCAGCAAGAAACAUUUCAAGUCUGCUCGGACAAAGACUCGAAACACGAGGCCGGUAGAGCAAGAUGAUGAUUGA